CUACCAGACAAGGGUUACACGGCAAACAUGUCUGAAGAUGAGAGAACUGUUAUCAAUCCAGGUGAAGUCAUUCGACCGAACGUUGACCUCGACCUCGUUUCGACACUUGUUAAGCGUUUGUAUGAUUUGGAUGUUACAGAAGGGAAAGAACUGAACAGUUACGAUGACAGGAACUAUCUUAUAACUGUAUCCAUGGAAACGGCCAACGAACAUAUCAAAAAUGUGUGUUUUCAUGGUUAUGUGUUAAAGGUGCUAAACUCUCUGGAUUCGAGAGACGAGGAUUAUGUAGAGGCACAGAAUGGAAUGAUUUUACACGUGGCAGACCAAGGGAUCCCGACCCCACGUCUAGUAAAAAAUGUCAAUGGCAAACUGAUGUCACUAGAGAGGUUCACAAGUGACAAUAAAUCAAAUAAAGACCAAGUCCUGUGGUGUGCUGUCCGCCUCCUAGAAUAUCUGCCAGGUCGUAUCCUCCUUGGAGUUCCCUACACCGCCUCGCUACUGUCACAGAUAGGGCGAAUCACAGGUCGUCUGGACAAGGCCCUAAUGGACUUCCAACAUCCUGCUCAUACACGACACAGACGCAUUUGGAAUCUAACAGAGCUUCCAGAUCUUCAGAAAUUCAUAUACUGUAUCAAAGACGACGAUAGAUCUAACUUAAUCCGUGAGGUCAUUGACAGCUUCCGGUGUGACGUCACUACGAAUUAUACUCUUCUAAAGUCAGGAACACUCCAUGCUGACGUCAACGACAAUAACAUUCUUGUUAGCGAACGCCCUAUCAAUGGAGUUUUCGACGUCAUAGGAAUUCUGGAUUUUGGAGAUUCCGUGUACUCCUAUUACAUUUUUGAGAUUGCUAUAAUCAUGUGUUACGUUAUACUCGGAAGUGACGUCAUAGAUCCUAUAGACGCCGGAGGUCACACUCUUGCUGGAUACUUAUCAGAGUUCUCUCUUGAAAAUGAAGAUUUAAAGGUGCUGAAACAGUGCGUAUGUGCAAGAUUUGCACAGUCACUAGUAAUGGGAGCGUACUCUGCUGAAAACGACCCAGAAAAUGCCGAGUAUGUGCUCACAACGGCGCAAAAAGGGUGGAUAACUCUAAAAUCUCUUUGGGAUACUCCUACUCGAGAUCUUUACAGACGCUGGGAGCAGAUAUGUCGUGAACAAUAUGGAAUCGAUGCGAAAUUUGAUUUAGACCUGUAGUAAUAUAGUCAGCUUUAAGGGAUGGGAUUUUAUGUUAUCAGAAAAGAAGACAAACAACAAAGUUAAUUUCUGAUUGUGGUUUAUUAAAAUCAGUUUGAAGUUUUGAGGAAAGAUAG
Molecule: messenger RNA, 1310 nt
Organism: Ylistrum balloti
Lineage: Eukaryota; Metazoa; Mollusca; Bivalvia; Pectinida; Pectinidae
Product: hydroxylysine kinase-like
Exons: 6
Coding region: 28-1194 (388 amino acids)
Molecular function (GO): amino acid kinase activity
Source: RefSeq, a predicted model, not a curated record